Molecule: messenger RNA, 6167 nt
Organism: Ooceraea biroi (clonal raider ant)
Lineage: Eukaryota; Metazoa; Arthropoda; Insecta; Hymenoptera; Formicidae
Gene: Hs6st
Product: heparan sulfate 6-O-sulfotransferase
Cellular component (GO): membrane
Molecular function (GO): heparan sulfate 6-sulfotransferase activity
Source: RefSeq, a predicted model, not a curated record
AAAGUAAAGUAAUUCACGAUUUUUUAACGUAACCUUUUUUCACAAGCGGAUAUUUUGCAAACUACUUUACUUUCAAGUUUGAAAUCAGUUACAAACCUAACCGUCAUUUUAUAGUGCAGGUACUGGAUUCCACCAUCGUCGGUUUUCCUCGACAGUUUUCACUUCUUUUACACGCGGCCGUAUUUUUGCACUCACGUGAUAGAUAUAUCCGAUCUACGCGUCAUGUUCGUGCAACACACGAUCGACGGAUGCGCUUGGAAAAGACACACUUUUUAAUGAGAAACACACGCCAUUAUAUAUAUAUGUCUCCGUCUUUUGCAAGUCACAAUAUAUAUCGCGUUUGAAUCUCGAAUCGAAGUAUCGAAUAUGUGUCGCAUACUUCACGAUGCAUUGAAUCUUUACAGUUGCACCACUUGCACUUCUCGUAUUUAAAAUUCUUACGUCAUUUAAAAUGAAAUGGAUAUUAUCGAGUGGAAAGGGGAAAGAUUUAAUUAUUUAAAAUUAUUACAUUAUUUAAAAUGAAAUGGAUAUCGCAUGGAAAAGAGAAAAAAUAGAAGCUGGUGGAAGAUAGAACGAUAGCCAACACGAAAAAUUCAUGUGACACGAAUAAACCUGUUGCAUAUUGCAAUGUCAAGUGGUGGCGUUUCGAGUGGUGGAUGUUUUUCGCUUUUUUAAAUAAGCAAAUGCAUUUGCAAAAUUAACAGCAGUCUGUUAUAUAAAAUUCCUAUCUUCCUAUCGAUAAAAUCUGCUAUCUUCAUGCAAGAAACGGUAUGACAAACAAAAGCAGGUUAUUGAAAAAUCGCUUGUUUGUUUACCAGUGAAGAUAAAUUCUCUGUAAGUUACAUUAUAAUCAUCGCGAUUCGAUUUUUCGCAAUUGUCACUUUAUCUAUCGCGAGAUAAUAAACGAUAACUCUAUACAUUCGACUUUCUUCUUCCUUUUCCAAAGUGAACGUACGAUAAAUACAAUUAUAUACCAGAAGCUCGCGAGAUGAAUUCUCGUCAGAAUUUUCCCACGAAAUAAGUUACGGGACUCAAUUACCUGAUUACACGCUCAGAACAUAAUUGCGAAGUGACGAGUUGAAUUUACCGUCGCAAAUUCGCUCGCUAUAGCAUUUAUCAUCGCGUCCUUCUUCCCCGAGCAUCGUAAGCGCCGAGGAGCGAUUGAGAAGCGCUGCGCCAUAUGAGCGCGCCGAGCGAGGAUGGUGCUCGUGUUGCACGAGCGUAUACACGUAUACACACAGCUCCGGGAAAACGCGACGGGGUGCCGCGCCGCAAGGAGAGCGCGGAGAGCGGGGAGUGUGCGUGGUGCACGUCUAUCAUGGCCGACGCGCUCGGCGCGAGCGUAGUUACGGUCGCAUCGUGUCGGCGGACGGUGGUGUCGGUGCGCGGCGGCGGCAGCGCGUUGUCAUCGACUGAGAGACGGCGGCGGUGAAGCCGUCCUGCGACAUGGAUCGCGACUACGGUAAUGGAUCGCAGGCAAGCGGGUGUCGACGGGAGAAACGUUACUAGCGAGCUCGCGUCGACCGUCGGCGUACCGACGACGAGGUGGAGAAGGCGGAGGACGAGGAGAAGCAAGAGGACUUAUGCGACGAGAGGCCCGCGACGACGAUGGAGACGCGGCACCUGCGCAGGGCCCAACGCAACCUGCGCAAGGUCUGGAUAUGCGCGUUCCUGGUGCUCACCGGGAUCGUCUACGUGGGCUACUUCGUCGGCUACCCGGAUCACGUGCGCGCCCUGAGCAACCAACGGGAGAUCAAGGGACCCGCCAGGGUGACCGAGAGCUUUCCCGCCGGACCCGCCGCUCUGUCUUCCGUGUCCAUCGAGUUCGACAAGAACGGCCUGCUCUCGGUGCAUCCAGCGUUCAAGCUGCAAAGCAUCCAGGGCAGCCUCGGCUACGACGACAUAUUCGCCAACGACACCUUCCAGUUUGACAUAAACGCGCACGAUGUCAUGGUUUUCCUGCACAUACAGAAGACUGGUGGAACGCUAUUCGGCAAGCACUUGGUGCGAGACCUAGACCUGCAGAGACCGUGUUCGUGCCAACGACGACGCAAGCGUUGCUUCUGUUUCCGUCCAAAUCGUAACGAAAAUUGGUUGUUCUCACGAUACUCUACUGGGUGGAAGUGCGGUCUGCACGCGGACUGGACCGAGCUGACGGGUUGUGUAGAUAUGGAGCUCAAUAAGAUCGAGGGGGAAGGCAUUAAGCGCCGCUACUUUUACAUAACUAUCAUAAGGGAUCCCGUCGCGAGGUAUCUCUCCGAGUUCAGACACGUGCAGAGGGGUGCAACAUGGAGAGGUGCUCGCCACUGGUGCGGGGGCACUCAGGCGAACAUACCCCAAUGUUACAAUGGUCCCAGUUGGCAAGGAGUCACUUUAGAGCAGUUUAUGGCGUGUCCUUAUAAUCUGGGGAGUAAUCGCCAAACCAGAAUGCUGGCAGACUUGUCAAUAGUUGGCUGUUACAACUCCAGUCUCAGCAGCGCUGACAGAGAUCGUCUAAUGCUGGCCAGCGCGAAGCACAACUUGCAGUUUAUGCCUUUCUUCAUGCUGACUGAGUAUCAGAAGGUGGGGCAGUAUUCCUUCGAAGAAACGUUCGGGAUGCGAUUUGCGAUCGCCUUUGAGCAGCACAACGCUACACUCAGCGCAGCUACCAUGGCGAUGCUCAGCACGGAUCAAUUGGACGCCGUACGUAGACUGAACAGCCUGGAUCUGGAACUCUACGAGUUUGCCAAGAAUCUCGCCUUUCAAAGAUUUAAACGGCUUAGAGAUCGUGAUCCUUAUUUCGUACAACGAUUUCAACACCUCGGUGAAUUGCCUUCGAGGCAGAGCGCUACUGAAUUUAAUUGGGAUUCUGUCAUUGAGGAUACUACGGAUAACGAGUGACAUGUGAGUACGUUAUUAAGUAUAAUACCUACUGACGCUUCGCAUUCGACGACGAACGAAUAGCAUUAUCCGAGUAUCUCGGGGAAGCGCCCUUGAAACACGCGGAAUGCUUUAGGAGAUCACUGAAAACCGUAACUAUUUGCGUAAAAUUUACCAAAAGCACAGAAACGUAUUUGUACCAAGACCAAAGAGAGCUCCGAGAACCUUAGUGUGACGGACCUAGAUACUUUGUCAGCAAUUAGAGAAGUGUAAAAAUAAAAGUUAUGCAAUACUCGCAUAAAUCGUUUCUAUAAUUGAUGAAAUGUUCGUUUCAAACGAAGGUUCUUCCACAUAUGAGUAACAUAUCUUUGCUUAUAUUUAUGCAAAUAGUAAAGUAAAGUUACGAAUUCUUUACAUUAAUAACUUAUCCAUAAACGUGUUAUUGCCAUACGCGCCAAAUAAUAAUUUUCUUUAGAUUAAUUUGUAUACAUAUAUAUAUAUACAUACAUACAUAUAUAUAUAUAUAUAUAUAUAUAUAUAUAUAUAUACCACUUGAUUAAUUUAUAUUUUUUCUAUCAUAAAUAUUUGUUUCUCUAUUCAGUCUAUGAAUUUAUUUGAACAGUUUUAUCACAUGUUAAUGCAAUUAAAUCAUUCAUCUCAAUUAAAUAUAUUUAUUAUAUAGAGAAUAUUGAUAAUCUUAAUUAAAGAGAUAAAGAAAAGAUGACGCAUAUUGAAGGUAAAAUGAAAAUAUUAGUACGUUUAUAAGUUUACAAGGUUUUCAGAACAUUUUUGUAAAGUUUUUAUAUUUUCUUUCCUUGAGAGAAAUUAUAGAUUUGUUAAUCACUUUUCAUAUAUGAGUUAAUUUAAGUUAUUCAGGUAACGAGUAGAACUUAUUCCUAAUGUGAUGCGGUAAAUUGUUAUAUUAGGCUCAGAUAUCGAAAUAAGCACAGACUCUCUUUCUGUCUCUCUCUCUCUCUUCUCUAUAAUUAUUUAUAAAAAAUGACGUAUUAGAAAAAUUCUGUGACUUGGAAGGCAAACAUACUGAAUAAUUAUGAUAAUGAUUUCUUUUGUUUGAUAUAUUAAAUUAUUGAAAUUGUUAUUGAAAUUACAAUGUAUUCAGAUACAUAUACAGAUAACGCCACUAAUUAUUGCACAAAUAUUAUGCUAAAGAAGGAUAAAUGUAUUGUACUCCAUCAUCGAUUUUUUGAAAUUUAUAUAUUUAUUUAUAUAUAUUUUGAAAUUUAUAAAUUCAUAUAUUUUAUGUAUUUCGAAGUGCAAAAUCAGGGCGGUAUGUCGCAUAUUUAUCUAAAAUCGAAAUUACGUUCUACUAAAAGUAUAAAAAAAAAGAGAACGUGCAAGAUCUCAAAUUACUUUGUGCCCUUAUAUGUAAGACAGGACGCCAAGAAGUGUAAGAAUAGUAAUUCUUAACGAUAAUUCGUGAUUUGGUAGAUUUUAUUCGUUAUACAAGUUUUCAUAUCAGUAGCACGCGUAUCGUAUCUAAAGAAUGCGUAAAAUUCCAAAUUACUUUUGUAAAUAUAUCCGAAAGUAUACAUAUAUAUUUUUUAAUCAGAUUAUUUGCAGCGUAAUUGAGCUCGUAUUAGUUUAAAAAAAAACAAUUUAUAUAGUUUAGGUAGUAAAAGUACUAAUUAUAUAAUUAGCUAAUAAUUCUCUCGAUGUAUACGUACGAUCCCGAGAACAGUGUUCGAAAAUGGGAAGAUGGAAAGAAAGAAGUGCUUCUUUUUAUCGUUGAUUCGCACAUUGCUCGAAAGACAAUUGAUUAACGGUCCUACGUUUAAUUAAUCUAUAAAAUAUAGAAUGCAGCAUUGCCUCGUCGAUGCUGCUCAAUAUCAAUUUUGAUAUUAUUUUGUUCCAGAAGUGUUCAACAUUCACAGAUAAUUUAUACAUUGUAUUAUGCAAGUCCUCCUUACAAAUGUCUCAUAAUGUUAUCUAAGUUAUUUAAUCGCGCAAGCCUACGUAGUUUAAUUAAAUUAGACAAUAGUAUAGUGUGCGCCGAACCAUCCUGAAAUAAAAGUCAGUCAGUGCAGAAGUCAUCGUUAACAUGAUUAGCGCUAACGUAACAUGCAGCAAAAGUUGCAAGUGCAAUAAGAAGACUCAAUGGGUUACCAUUAUAAAUAAAUCAUAUCAUCCAGUCAUAAAUUAGACAUAGCAUAUAGCUGUUAGUUAUGUUGCUAAUGGUUAAAGCAAGGGCUCUCUUGACGACAUAAUCUCGAUGAUGGUCUUUCGAAUGAAUACAAUACACGUAAGUUACAAUAUAUAGGAAACGGAGUGCCAUAAAAAAAUUAUGUAAUUUAAAGGGAUUAACCGUUAAACAACGCUACAAUUCAAUAUAUAGCAGUUUCACUGUAAUGGCAAAUGUAAUGUAAGUUAAUGUAAAAUUUAUAUUGUUUCAAUCGAAUGACCUAUAUUUACAUAGCAUAAAUAUAUGUAUAACGCGUCAAAAUGCGUAACAUUGGUAUUAAUAUUAUUAUUUGAAAUUAAUAUUAAGGACCAAAGAUUUAAUAUGUUUCAGCAAGUAUUCUCGAAAAGCUUGCAGCACAAAGAAUUGUAAGAAACUUUUUAUACACAUCAUUAGACGAAGAGCUCAUUACGUCAGUGAUAAGCGCGAACGUUUGCUUCAAUGUAUGUUUCUUACUCGAUCAUCAUUUACAUAUUGCAAUUACUGGCGCACUUAAUUACUUGACUGUGAUUGGAUAAAGUAAAACACGUAUCAAUCUACUCAAUUGUGUGUAAAAUAGUUUACUAUUUAUCUGGUAAAUGCUUAGUUAAAAUUUUUCUGCGUCUAGUUUUCUGCGAUAAUAACAAUAUGGAAAUUAUUAAUUCAGUAUAAAAAUAAUAACUGAACUGUUCAAACGUUCACACGAUCGAUGACGUUGGAAAGGAUGCAAGUUUUCGAUAUGUUGUAAGAACGAUGAAGGAUUAGCUUUAAUGUUUAAUACAACAUUUGUAAGUAAGAGGACAAAGAACUAUGAGAAAAGAAUAGUUAAUGAAAUGCCAUGACACUAGCCUAAUAAAGUGAACAAUAGGCCUAAAGCCGUCGGUACCUUAUUUAAAGCACUGUAUAUACCAUACCAUUAGUUACGUAAGGGUCAAUAAAUCAUUAUAUAUAUAUACAAUACAAUGCAUACAGGUACAUAUAUAUAUAUAUAUAAUACAUUACACAAAUUGUACACACAUAUUUAUGAUUACAUUGCAUCUAUUAUUAUACAAUUAUACAAAGCUAUAUAUGUAUAUAUACUAUUAUUGUAAGAUAAACAAAAAUGGAUGGAAAUAGAACUGAUUCUAACUCA